AUGAGGCGUGGGAGCGGAGGCGAGAGGAGGUACUCACCGCCCCUCCCCCACCCGCGCAGACGGGUGAGGAGACGCAGGGUUCAGGGAGGGAGAGAGGACCAGGAUGAGCUGCACUACCCCCUGGUGGCAGAGGAGGGGAAGGCUCAGUCGGACAGUCCAAACCAAAGCAGCGACUCGGACGUGAAGGACCAGGAGAACGGGCAUCUGGGCUUCCAGGACAGCUUCGUGACUCCGGGGGUUUUCACGGUGGCAGAACUUGUUCGCGUCUCUCAGACUCCCAUCGCCGCUGGGUCGGGGCCAAACUUCUCUCUCUCGGACCUGGACAGUUCCUCGUACUACAGCAUGAGUCCAGGAGCCAUGAGGAGACCACUGCCCAGUACUUCAUCCAGUUCUGCGAAGAGGAUAAAGUGCCUGGAGGAGGAGGUGGACAGUCCUGGGGAAGAGUCGUACUACAGUCAGGGACGCUCUCCAGGCAGCAGCAGCUGGCACGACGUGGAGCCAGCUGGAUAUAAACUCCGCGGCUCUUUAACUAGCUCCUUCAUCUCUCGACAAGCCAGCCCACAUGCGCCCUCUGGUGGCCUUCACUUCUCGUCGUCUCCCAUCCUGCAGCAGCCGGCCUCGUACUUCACUCACCCCGCCAUCCGCUACCACCCACAGGACUCUCUCAAGGAGUUUGUACAACUGGUGUGUCCAGACGGGGGCGCUACACACUCCAACAGUCCGUCCAAGGUCCACAACCCGUUCUUACCGACGCCCAUGCUGCCCCCCCCUCCGCCGCCCCCCAUGGCCCGCCCCGUGCCCCUCCCCCUGGACAGUAAACCCUCCGCCACCACCUCGAGUGAGGGAGGGACAUCCCCCAGCUCGCCCACGUACUCCACCCCGAGCACGUCACCGGCUCAGAGGUUUGUGAGUGUGGGCCCCAGAGACCCAGGCUUCAACCUCCCACAGCAGCCACAGAUGUCGGCUCUUUACUGGGUGUUCUGCUGGAGGAGAUGGGGGAGGAGGGGGAGGAGCACACACACAGACAGAGGGGAGGGGGGGGGGGGGGGUGAGGAGCACACACAGAGGGGAGGAGGGAGGGGGGUGAGGAGCACACACAGAGGGGAGGAGGGGGGAGGCAGGGGGGAGUUUGUCUAUGGAAGUCACGUCCCCAGCGUCUCGUUGUCCGCAGCAACCAGACAUGAUCUAAGACAGAGCUGA
Molecule: messenger RNA, 1200 nt
Organism: Knipowitschia caucasica
Lineage: Eukaryota; Metazoa; Chordata; Actinopteri; Gobiiformes; Gobiidae
Source: the annotation of a GenBank genome assembly